ACCAUUAGAGAUUCAAGUCAUUAGAAAGAAAGAAAAUGCAAACUAGAAGAGGGGAAUGAUGGAAUCAAACUUCUUCUCCUUGAUUUCACCUUCUCCUUGCUCCUUGGGUUGAUUGGAUCUACAAUGAAGCUCUCCCGAGGUGUUUCCCUCUCUAAAACACUCAAAAACUCUAAAUUUCUCUCUCUAAGACGGCUCUCCUUUGAAAGAUGCAGCAAAGGGAGUAUUUAUAGGCAACUGGUGUUGGUCAUGGCCUCGAGGGCAUGACGGGAUGGUCACGACCGUGGCCUGGCAGUGACCAGCUGGAACGUCCCCGUAUCGCCCGAAACGACGCGUUUUGACUCCGUCUUUAAGAUCCAAGAUCGAGGCCUCCUUCAUAAAUUUGCGACCGCGAUCUUUGUUGCAGUGAAAAUACGUCAUGCCCGCGAUUCAACAGGGGAUACUUUUUGUCUUCCUUUCGAUCACCAUCUGCAGUUCACGAUCACUAUUAAUGGCCGCGAUCUUCAGGACGCGAACUUGGUCACAGCCGUGAUGUGUGGCCGUGACCAGUGCCUUUUCUUUCCUUCUUGCUCCUAUGCUUCCCGAUCAUGCUUGGAUGAACUCCAAUUGAUUCAUGAUCAAUCCCAAACUAAUAUAAGACCUGGAAUUUCAUCACAAACACUUGGAAAAGCAUAAAAUACCAAAAAUUGGGGUCGGUUUGCCUAUGAAAACCUUCAUAUCAUGAAUACCUAGUCCAAAAUGCAUGUUUUGCAAAUAGGAACGAAGAUGGACAUAAACAACUUGAUAUGUUGCCUAGACAUGGUGAAUUAGUGACUCACUUCUACUGUCACUCCAGGAAUUGGCCAAGUGGAACCACUCCCUAAAGCGUAGUAUAGCGGGUUUAGGUUUAAUUAUCAACCCGGGUCCUAGAUUUGAUGACUACUCAGUGAAUUCUUGUUAUCUAGCAAUGAAACUUUAAUGCAGGUUUAAACUAACAAACUAACAAAGCAACUAAACGGUUGUAUUCAGGUUAAGAGAGGUCACCCGGAUAUGGUUCCCCCUAGACUGCAGUUAAGCCGGAUUGUAAUUACCAAGUUCAGUUUCUAUGAUAGUUAUACUGCGGAAGGUUCUUAAACAGCCUUAAGUCUCGACUAAAGGUCUUCAGACCCUCUCAAUCUGAGCCUCUAGCGGGCGACUAACCUCCACCGGAGUAAACAGAUUGAGAGCUUAACAAACAAAACCUCCACUACCGGAGUAAAUCCGGUACAGAAUAGUGAGUUGGCUCCUCGACUAAAGUCACCAACUCCCUAUCUUCAAUCAAGGAUGCUCUAUCAACCUAGGCAGAUAUUCUCAUUCUAGGUCAAAGCAUAAACAACAGGAAUUUGAUCAGGAUUCAAGUCAUUCAAUCAUUCAAACCUCAAUCGAAUAUAAUCAAAUCAUAGAAUCAGUACUUGGGUUCAUACAAUCAAAGCCUAACAUACAAAUCUAGGGUUCUCCAUACCCAGAUGAAUGGGAGAACUAGUCCAUGGAGAAAGAAGCAAAAGCAGAAUCAGACGCGAAAUUCAUACUGUGAAGGAUGGAUUCCUGCUUCUGGACGUUGAUCGACACUUCUCCAAGCUCAAACUGGCCUCCAAUGGUGUUGAAGAUCAAUCUAGGGCACUUGGAGACUCUUGUUCGUCGCUUUCUCUCUCUAGGAAUCGUUCUCCCUCUCAAAAACUCGAAUCCCCUUCUGUUUGGCUGAAAAUCUGCUUAAAAAGGCAUCAGUGGCCAAAGCACGGUCGAGGGCACGGCCGUGCUUUGCCUCAGACCGCCCGUGCUUGGCUAGGGUUAAUUACAUGGCCAUUGUGUUGGUGCAAACACGGCCGUGCUUUGGGAGAACACGCCCGUGCUUUGGUAGAACAUGCCCGUGCUUUGGUAGAACACGCCCGUGCUUUGGGAGGACACGGCCGUGCUUUGGUGAAGCACGCCCGUGUUCUAUCUCAGCCCUGCCCGUGUUUUGGCCAAUGUGGUCCAAACUCGAAUUAGCUCUCGGUAGUAAAAGCACGGUCCAGCUCACCGAAAUGACUUCCGAAUGCCCCGAAACUCGUGCUUAGCCUUCCCUUUUACACCUGGGACCUGAAACAUGACAAAAUAGCACAACCCGCAAUAAAAUAGGCCAAAAACACACGACUAUGCCCCUCAAACGGAUAAGAACUAGGGGCGCAAAUUCGUGCAAUUACAUCGUUAUCAAAUUCCCCCACACUUAACCAUUUGCUUGUCCCCAAGCAAACCUAGCUCAAACCAAUGCAACUCUCCAGACCUCUAUAGCAACAAACAACCCAGAUCGUAGGUAGAGGAUUUCCUAGAUCAUUUAGCAGCUUACGAGGUCAACCGAAGCACAAGUCAUCUCAUAGCUUCUUCGGCGAGAGCACUAGUAUCGAGUCGGCAUCAUGGCAAAUAGUGAAUAGAGGACAAAUGAAUCG
Linum trigynum is the source of this 2438-nucleotide messenger RNA. The record is from the annotation of a GenBank genome assembly. Lineage: Eukaryota; Viridiplantae; Streptophyta; Magnoliopsida; Malpighiales; Linaceae.